Molecule: messenger RNA, 28835 nt
Organism: Coregonus sp. 'balchen'
Lineage: Eukaryota; Metazoa; Chordata; Actinopteri; Salmoniformes; Salmonidae
Source: the annotation of a GenBank genome assembly
CUCCGUGCACUAUCCAGAGGGCGGAGUGUGACGUCCCCCCCUCCCUCUCCAGCAAUGCCAAAGUCCAAGCUGGCCGAUUACCGCUAUGGCCGCGAGGAGAUGCUAGCACUUUAUAUCAAAGAUGACAAGGUGAGCUUAUGUAAUGAGUGACUCACUCUGAUGAUUCCAAUACAACUGUUUGUGUUAAAGGUGUCUGGCCUGUUAUGACUAAUGGGUAUGAAGUAAACCAGACUGUGUGUUCCCAGCCCCCAGAGGAUAUCAUGCAGGAUAAGGAGUUUGCUGCUAUCCUGCAAGAUGAGCCUGUGCAGCCUUUGGCCCUGGAGCCUCUAACUGAGGAGGAGCAGGUGAGACUGCAGGAGAUGUAGGAGCGGUUAGUGAGUCAGAGGUUCAAUGCUCUGAUCCCUGAGAAGUAUUUGGGCAGGAUUAACUCUCAAAUCUCAGAUCUUAGUUGUUACUUUCACCCACAAUGUGCUUAUCCUGCUUCAGUGUAGGUUGACAAAAUGUAUUUCUGUGUCAACGUCAUUCUCCUUCCUUCUGUCCUGCAGAGAAACUUCUCCAUGUCUGUGAACAGUGUGGCUGUGCUGAGGCUGAUGGGAAAGGGAGGCGGGGCCGCCCCUGCAGGUGUGGCCAAGGGUCGUGGAGGAGGCAUCAGAGGAGGUAGAGGUGCAGUUAGUCACCACCUGGAGUGAUCAGGACGGUGCAACUAUACACAUAGAAAUGUAUUAACCUGCUGUUAUAGGCCCCAGAAUGGAUUUCUGAUGUAUGUGUGUUUGUGCAGGGAGAGGAAGAGGUGAAGGUGCAUUCUACCAAAGAGCUCCUGGAGGUCCUGAUGAUGGAGAGGUGGGCUUCGGUCGUGGCCGAGAAAUGCUCCGCAGCCAAAGCUGGGAUGACCGGUAGGCUCACUAUCCUAUACUACGCUGCCCUCGCCCCCCAGAUGGUUAUCAUUCGAUCAUAUUGAUGGUUAUUGUUUAUCGUCUUUCCUUCUGUCAGAGCUGAUAGGCCCAGGUUUGAGAAGCUAAUCAGGCGUGCUGAAGUAGUGCGUCCAGGGUUUGAGGAGGCGGGGCCUCUUGGCAGGAAGGACUCCUGGCGUGCCGACAGCGACAACUGGCGUACGCUCCGAGAGGAGGAGGAAGAGGCAGCAGGAGGAGUGGGAGAGCAGCCAGCCUGGAGAGUUGCAGGAGCCCGCAGUGAUGGUACACUCAAACACAGACCUAACCACUCAUACUCCCUCUACUCAAAUCUAAUGUUGCACGUUUUCUAAUACUUUGCACGUUUUCCAUGUCUGAUGGACACUCCCUCUCAAAUCAAAAUCUCAAACACAUAGAUGGGGGUCCUCGGUCUGCAGGCUGGCGUGAUCAUGGCGGCCGGAGGAAGUUUGAGUUUGACUUCCGUGACGGCGAGGGCCCACGCAGGGAGGACGACAGGGACGGCCUUCCUGAGUGGUGCACCGAUGAGGAGGAUGGAGAGAUGGGCACCUUUGACUCCUCUGGGGCCUUCAUGUGCAUCAAGGUUUGUGUGUUGGCUGGCAGGCAUUAUUUCUGUCUGUUUGUCUACGUGUGUGUGUUUGCAUGUUACUUAUAUCUAUUCUGAGCCUUAUGCUUGUCGAAGCAGAAAGGCUCCAAGGACACCAUCACUGAAGAGGAUCUGGAGUUUGAAGCUCUAGAGGAAGAUGAGGAGAAUGGUCAGGAAGACAAGGACAACUAUAAGGAUAACUACACUGACAGAGGUGAGACACUUUCCCUGGCUUUAGUAAACAACUAACAGAAGAACUUGCUGCAUUCAUAGAAUGCACAUUCACCCUCUCUUUCUCUCUAGAUAAGUGUGAAGCAGCACGUGAGGAGGUGGACAAGUACAGGACUCCUUCUCCUCCUGCUGUCUCUGCCCCUCCCUCCUCAGACCCUCUCCCUGCACCCUGUGCCCCAGAGGCUCCCCAGGCACCCAUCUCCCACCCCUCCAAAACCAACCACGUGCCCACUGAAGGUAAAUACUGAAUUCAGGGCUCUAAAUUAAAAAAUAUUCAUUAGUAGCACUAGUGCUCCCAACUUAAAGGUUAGGAGCAGCACAUGAAAUUUAGUAGCACCAAAAAAUAAGAUUUUUUAAAUUGAUUGAGAUACAGCCUAUAUUGGGCCUUUUAUUAAUUCUAGCUACUUUUGAAGCACAUGUUGUGCCCUAAACUAAUAUGUAAAGACAUGUAUUUAUAAUAAAAGCUAAAAUGUUGAUACAAUUGAAAUUACAAAGUCAUUUGUGGAAUAUUAGGUUUUUACAUUGUGUAAAAGUAUUAUUUUCCUGUUGAUGCAUGUACAUUGUCUUAUUAAAUAUGUCAGGUUUGCGAUGUUGACAUGCAAGAGAUCUCAAAUUAACACCUGCCAAAUGCGGGUAGAUUUAGGCUUUGAUGGGUAAGAUGUCUAUUUUACCAGCCACGUAGGCGGGUGGUCAGGGCUCCACAAUGCAAGCAUUUCACUCGCAUUUGUGAAUAAAAAGUGGUGUGUGUAUACAGUGGGGGAAAAAAGUAUUUAGUCAGCCACCAAUUGUGCAAGUUCUCCCACUUAAAAAGAUGAGAGAGGCCUGUAAUUUUCAUCAUAGGUACACGUCAAUUAUGACAGACAAAUUGAGAAAAGAACAUCCAGAAAAUCACAUUGUAGGAUUUUUAAUGAAUUUAUUUGCUAAUUAUGGUGGAAAAUAAGUAUUUGGUCACCUACAAACAAGCAAGAUUUCUGGCUCUCACAGACCUGUAACUUCUUCUUUAAGAGGCUCCUCUGUCCUCCACUCGUUACCUGUAUUAAUGGCACCUGUUUGAACUUGUUAUCAGUAUAAAAGACACCUGUCCACAACCUCAAACAGUCACACUCCAAACUCCACUAUGGCCAAGACCAAAGAGCUGUCAAAGGACACCAGAAACAAAAUUGUAGACCUGCACCAGGCUGGGAAGACUGAAUCUGCAAUAGGUAAGCAGCUUGGUUUGAAGAAAUCAACUGUGGGAGCAAUUAUUAGGAAAUGGAAGACAUACAAGACCACUGAUAAUCUCCCUCGAUCUAGGGCUCCACGCAAGAUCUCACCCCGUGGGGUCAAAAUGAUCACAAGAACGGUGAGAAAACAUCCCAGAACCACACGGGGGGACCUAGUGAGUGACCUGCAGAGAGCUGGGACCAAAGUAACAAAGCCUACCAUCAGUAACACACUACGCCGCCAGGGACUCAAAUCCUGCAGUGCCAGACGUGUCCCCCUGCUUAAGCCAGUACAUGUCCAGGCCCGUCUGAAGUUUGCUAGAGUGCAUUUGGAUGAUCCAGAAGAGGAUUGGGAGAAUGUCAUAUGGUCAGAUGAAACCAAAAUAGAACUUUUUGGUAAAAACUCAACUCGUCGUGUUUGGAGGACAAAGAAUGCUGAGUUGCAUCCAAAGAACACCAUACCUACUGUGAAGUAUGGGGGUGGAAACAUCAUGCUUUGGGGCUGUUUUUCUGCAAAGGGACCAGGACGACUGAUCCGUGUAAAGGAAAGAAUGAAUGGGGCCAUGCAUCGUGAGAUUUUGAGUGAAAACCUCCUUCCAUCAGCAAGGGCAUUGAAGAUGAAACGUGCCUGGGUCCUUCAGCAUGACAAUGAUCCCAAACACACCGCCCGGGCAACGAAGGAGUGGCUUUGUAAGAAGCAUUUCAAGGUCCUGGAGUGGCCUAGCCAGUCUCCAGAUCUCAACCCCAUAGAAAAUCUUUGGAGGGAGUUGAAAGUCUGUGUUGCCCAGCGACAGCCCCAAAACAUCACUGCUCUAGAGGAGAUCUGCAUGGAGGAAUGGGCCAAAAUACCAGCAACAGUGUGUGAAAACCUUGUGAAGACUUACAGAAAACGUUUGACCUGUGUCAUUGCCAACAAAGGGUAUAUAACAAAGUAUUGAGAAACUUUUGUUAUUGACCAAAUACUUAUUUUCCACCAUAAUUUGCAAAUAAAUUCAUAAAAAAUCCUACAAUGUGAUUUUCUGGAAAAAAAAUUCUCUCAUUUUGUCUGUCAUAGUUGACGUGUACCUAUGAUGAAAAUUACAGGCCUCAUCUUUUUUAAGUGGGAGAACUUGCACAAUUGGUGGCUGACUAAAUACUUUUUUCCCCCACUGUAUGUGUGUUUGUGUGUGUGUGUGUGUGUGUGUGUGUGUGUGUGUGUGUAUAUCGGUAUACAUCAUUUUAAUUAGCAGGACACAAGUCAAUUUUCCCUCUGGAGAGUAUGAAUUAGGCUGUUUGAGAAGGUUUGAAUCCGAAGCAACCUGCCUACACAUACAGUACCAGUCAAAAGUUUGGACACACCUACUCAUUCAAGGGUUUUUCUUUAUUUUUACUAUUUUCUACAUUGUAGAAUAAUAGUGAAGACAUCAAAACUAUGAAAUAACACAUGGAAUCAUGUAGUGACCAAAAAAGUGUUAAACAAAUCAAAAUAUAUUUUAUAUUUGAGAUUCUUCAAAGUAGCCACCCUUUGCCUUGAUGACAGCUUUGCACACUCUUUGCAUUCUCUCAACCAGCUUCAUGAGGUAGUCACCUGGAAUGCAUUUAUUAACAGGUGUGCCUUUGUUAAUUUUUGGAAUUUCUUUCCUUAAUCCGUUUGAGCCAAUCAGUUGUGUUGUGACAAGGUAGGGUUGGUAUACAGAAGAUAGCCCUAUUUGGUAAAAGACCAAGUCCAUAUUAUGGCAAGAACAGUUAAGAUAAGCAAAGAAAAACAACAGUGCAUCAUUACUUUAAGACAGUCAAUCCGGAAAAUUUCAAGAACGUUGACAGUUUCUUCAAGUGCAGCACAGGAAAGGAAGAAGGCCAAGAUUGUGCGACGCUGUCAUCAAGGGUGGCUAAUGUGAAGAAUCUCAAAUAUAAAAUAUAUUUUGAUUUGUUUAACACUUUUUUGGUCACUACAUGAUUCCAUAUGUGAUAUUUCAUAGUUUUGAGGUCUUCACUAUUAUUCUACAAUGUAGAAAAUAGUAAAAAUAAAGAACAACCCUUGAAUGAGUAGGUGUGUCCAAACUUUUGACUGGUACUGUAGUUUGAAGUACAAUACCAACAUAGCUACUGUAGUAGGUCAAAGCUGUGUACUGGAAAACCUUGCUAGAGCAUGGGUGGAAUAGGCAUUGUAGUGCUGAUGUGAAUUUUCUUUUUCGGCUACAGACCAAUGCCUAUUCUCACUUAAAACAUUGUUUUUUUGUUUUUAAUUUCCAUGUUUUUUUACACCGCACAGUGAUUACGCAACAUUAUUAUACAACAUUAUAAUUAAGCAAUAAGGCCUGAGGGGGUGUGGUACAGUUGAUGGCCAAUAUACCAAAAACUCUUCUAAUUAUGUUGGUUACCAGUUUAUAAUAGCAAUAAAGCACCUCAGGAGUUUCUGGUAUAUGGCCAAUAUGACCGCAGCUGGAUACAGCCCUUAGCUGCGAUAUAGCUAAAUGGCUUAUUAUUAUUAUUAUUAUAUAUUAAAAGAGUAAAAAUAAAUGUACAGUGAGGGAAAAAGGUAUUUGAUCCCCUGCUGAUUUUGUACGUUUGCCCACUGACAUUAUCAGUCUAUAAUUUUAAUGGUAGGUUUAUUUGAACAGUGAGCGACAGAAUAACAACAAAGAAAUCCAGAAAAACGCAUGUCAAAAAUGUUAUUAAUUGAUUUGCAUUUUAAUGAAGGAAAUAAGUAUUUGACCCCUCUGCAAAACAUGACUUAGUACUUGGUGGCAAAACCCUUGUUGGCAAUCACAGAUGUCAGACGUGUCUUGUAGAUGGCCACCAGGUUUGCACACAUCUCAGGAGGGAUUUUGUACCACUCCUCUUUGCAGAUCUCCUCCAAGUCAUUAAGGUUUCGAGGCUGACGUUUGGCAACUCGAACCUUCAGCUCCCUCCACAGAUUUUUCUAUGGGAUUAAGGUCUGGAGACUGGCUAGGCCACUCCAGGACCUUAAUGUGCUUCUUCUUGAGCCACUCCUUUGUUGCCUUGGCUGUGUGUUUUGGGUCAUUGUCAUGCUGGAAUACCCAUCCACGACCCAUUUUCAAUGCCCUGGCUGAGGGAAGGAGGUUCUCACCCAAGAUUUGACGGUACAUGGCCCCGUCCAUCGUCCCUUUGAUGCAGUGAAGUUGUCCUGUCCCCUUAGCAGAAAAACACCCCCAAAGCAUGUUUCCACCAUGUUUGACGGUGGGGAUGGUGUUCUUGGGGUCAUAGGCAGCAUUCCUCCUCCUCCAAACACGGCGAGUUGAGUUGAUGCCAAAGAGCUCCAUUUUGGUCUCAUCUGACCACAACACUUUCACCCAGUUCUCUUCUGAAUCAUUCAGAUGUUCAUUGGCAAACUUCAGACGGGCCUGUAUAUGUGCUUUCUUGAGCAGGGGGACCUUGCGGGUGCUGCAGGAUUUCAGUCCUUCACGGUGUAGUGUGUUCCAAUUGUUUUCUUGAUGACUAUGGUCCCAGCUGCCUUGAGAUCAUUGACGAGAUAAUUGACAAGAUCCUCCCAUGUAGUUCAGGGCUGAUUCCUCACCGUUCUCAUGAUCAUUGCAACUCCACGAGGUGAGAUCUUGCAUGGAGACCCAGGCCGAGGGAGAUUGACAGUUAUUUUGUGUUUCUUCCAUUUACGAAUAAUCGCACCAACUGUCACCUUCUCACCAAGCUGCUUGGCGAUGGUCUUGUAGCCCAUUCCAGCCUUGUGUAGGUCUACAAUCUUGUCCCUGACAUCCUUGGAGAGCUCUUUGGUCUUGGCCAUGGUGGAGAGUUUGGAAUCUGAUUGAUUGCUUCUGUGGACAGGAGUCUUUUUUAUACAGGUAACAAGCUGAGAUUAGGAGCACUCCCUUUACGAGUGUGCUCCUAAUCUCAGCUCGUACCUGUAUAAAAGACACCUGGGAGACAGAAAUCUUUCUGAUUGAGAGGGGGUCAAAUACUUAUUUCCCUCAUUAAAAUGCAAAUCAAUUUAUAACAUUUUUGACAUGCGUUUUUCUGGAUUUUUUUGUUGUUAUUCUGUCUCUCACUGUUCAAAUAAACCUACCAUUAAAAUUAUAGACUGAUCAUUUCUUUGUCAUUGCUCAAAGUGUAAACAAAUGGUUAACGACACGCAAGUAGUUUUAGAAUGGUCCAUGAUGACAUGGUUUGAAUGUAAAAUGCAGUCCCUGCGAUUCGCUAUAGGAAGAUAAAAAUGUUGUGCUGGUAAUAUGGGUCAGAUCUUUCGACUUGGUUGGGCUAGAAGCUAACAGUUUUUGCUGUAGUAAUGGUGCAACCAUGACGCUAUCUACUCUGCACUCACUUUUUCUCUAGGGCACUCUGAAACAACGGUACUGCAAAGCCUUAUUACAGCAGUUAUCGGGGAUAUGUUUUUUCCUAGUCGCACAGUGCCCCCAAAAUAAAACUCCUGGUCGCACAGCAAAAUAUUUAGCCGCAUAUGCCAUACAACACUCCAUCAGUAGCCUCCAACUGCUCUUAAACACUAGUAAAACUAAAUGCAUGCUCUUCAAUCGAACGCUGCUGGCACCCACCCACCCGACUAGAAUCACUACUCUCGACGAGUCUGACCUAGAGUAUGUGGACAACUACAAAUACCUAGGUGUCUGGUUAGACUGUAAACUCUCCUUCCAGACUCACAUUAAGAAUCUCCAAUCCAAAGUUACAUCUAGAAUUCCUAUUUCGCAACAAAGCCUCCUUCACUCAUGCUGCCAAACAUGCCCUCGUUAAACUGACUAUCCUACCGAUCCUUGACUUCGGCGAUGUCAUUUACAAAAUAGCCUCCAACACUCUACUCAGCAAAUUGGAUGUAGUCUAUCACAGUGCCAUCCGUUUUGUCACCAAAGCCCCAUAUACUACCCACCACUGUGACCUGUACGCUCUUGUUGGCUGGUCCUCACUACAUAUUCGUCGUCAAACCCACUGGCUCCAGGCCAUCUAUAAAUCACUGCUAGGCAAAUCCCCGCCUUAUCUUAGCUCAUUGGUCACCAUAGCAACACCCACCCGUAGUAUGCGCUCCAGCAGGUAUAUCUCACUGUUCAUCCCCAAAGCCAACACCUCCUUUGGCCACCGUUCCUUCCAGUUCUCUGCUGCCAAUGACUGGAACGAACUGCAAAAAUCUCUGAAGCUGGAGACUCUUAUCUCCCUCACUAACUUUAAGCAUCAGUUGUCAGAGCACCUUACCGAUCACUGCACCUGUACACAGCCCAUCUGAAAUUAGCCCACCCAACUACCUCAUCCCCAUAUUGUUAUUUAUUUUGCUCAUUUGUACCCCAGUAUCUCUAUUUGCACAUCACCCCUUCACAUCUAUCAUUCCAGUGUUAAUACUAAUUGUAAUUAUUUUGCACUAUAGCCUAUUUAUUACCUUACCUCCAUAACUUGCUACAUUUGCACACACUGUAUAUAUAUUUUCUGUUGUAUUUUUUACUUUGUUUUGUUUUACCCCAUAUGUAACUCUGUGUUGUUGUUUUUAUCGCACUGCUUUGCUUUAUCUUGGCCAGGUCGCAGUUGUAAAUGAGAACUUGUUCUCAACUGGCUUACCUGGUUAAAUAAAAAAUAUGCGAUUAAAUUGCUUGCACUUUAGAGCCCUGACUGAAUUACUGAUAUGCACAUGUUGUGAACUAGAGCUGGGACGAUAAACCGAAAGUAUCAACACUGACCAUUUAUCGAAUACAUUUUACUGAUGUCAAUAAUAACGAUAAGUAGCCUUUACUGCUAAUGUGGGCUAUUGCUAACGGGACAAUUUAUUAUGUUCAAAUUAGUAAGAGUAGUUUAAAGGGUCAAAUAAAUAACUGGUGCUUAUUCAAUUUAUAAAUGUGUCGUCUUCAUAAUUCAGUAAAUUUAUCAUGAAAUGGAUUUUUGACCAUUUCUCCUUGCUCUUUUGAACCAUCUUCACUGGGCAUCAGUUUGUAUCUGCUCCAGAGAAUGUUUCACCUGUAUGCUCAGUUGUGGCCCUAGUACAGUAGUUGUACAUGUCUCAUCCUCUCUCCCCCUGUUCUCUCUGUGGUCUCACAGGCAGCUCACCUCCAGGGAGUGGUGCUCAGCUCAGUCCAGACCCCUGCUCCUCCACCACCACCACCUCCAGCCUGAUGCCUCCUCCCUCCUUCAGUUCUCUCCUCCCAUCAACAGGGGGAGAAGUGGAGGAGGACGAGGGCAUGAAGCACCUGCAACAGGUACAUUACCAUGUCAAUUAGACAUGCAUUAAUUUUUACUUAGAAAUACUGGAUUUAUUGUCACGAUUUAAGAUUACACUUGAUAUACUGGCUGAAUGUGUGUUAGUGUUAUGUAAAUGUUCAUAUUUUUAAUCUUCCUCUCCCACCCUUGUAGGAGGCUGAAAAGAUGGUGGCAUCUCUGCAGGACACAUCCCUUGAGGAGGAGAGUUUCACUCAAGCACUGCAGGAGAGCCACAACAUCUCCUCCCACUCUCACACACACCCAGCCCCACGCUCACACACACGCACCGCUGGACACACACACUCCCACUCGGUCCAUAGGGACUGUGCCCUGCCACUCUCCCACGAGGCAGCCAUGAAGUGGUUCUACAAGGACCCCCAGGCAGAAAUCCAAGGUAGACCCACACACAUUCACAAUCAUUUUUUAGCAGUUGCAGUGCAUUCGGAAAGUAUUCAGACCCCUUUACUUUUUCUACAUUUUGUUACAUUACAGCCUUAAUCUAAAAUUGAUUGAAUUGUUUUUUCCUCAUCAAUCUACAUGGAAUACCCCAUAAUGACUAAGCAAAAACAGGUUUUUAGACAUUUUUGCAAAAUUAAUAAAAAUAAAAAGCAUAAAUAUGACAUUUAAAUAAGUAUUCAGACCCUUUACGCAGUAUUUUGUUGAACCACCUUUGGCAGUGAUUACAGCCUCGAGUCUUCUUGGGUAUGACUCUACCAGCUUGGCGCACCUGUAUUUGGGGAGUUUCUCCCAUUCUCUGCAGAUCCUUUCAAUCUCUAUCAUGUUGGAUGGGGAGCAAUGCUGCACAGCUAUUUUCAGGCUCUCCAGAGACGUUCGAUCGGGUUCAAGUCCGAGCUCUGGCUGGGCCACUCAAUGACAUUCAGAGACUUGUCCCGAAGCCACUCCUGUGUUGUCUUGACUGUGUGCUUAGGGUCGUUGUCCUGUUGGAAGGUGAACCUUCGCCCCAGUCAGAGGUCCUGAGUGCUCUGAAGCAGGUUUCAUCAAGGAUCUCUUUGCUCCGUUAUUCUUUCCCUCGAUCCUGACUAGUCUCCCAGUCCCUGCCGCUGAAAAACAUCCCCACAGCAUGAUGCUGUCACCACCAUGCUUCACCGUAGGGAUGGUGCAAGGUUUCCUCCAGGCGUGAGGCUUGGCACUCUGGCCAAAUAGUUAAAUCUUGGUUUCAUCAGACCAGAGAAUCUUGUUUGUCAUGGUCUGUGUCCUUUAGGUACCUUUUGGAAAACUCCAAGUGGGCUGUCAUGUACCUUUUACUGAGGAGUGGCUUGCGUCUGGCUACUCUACCAUAAAGGCCUGAUUGGUGGAGUGCUGCAGAGAUGGUUUUCCUUCUGGAAGGUUCUCCCCUCUCCACAGAGGAACUCUGGAGCUCUGUCAUAGUGACCGUCAGGUGCUUGGUCACCUCCCUGACAAAGGCCCUUUUCCCCCGAUUGCUCAGUUUGGCCGGGCGGCCAGCUCCAGGAAGAGUUUUGGUGGUUCCAAACUUCUUCCAUUCAAGAAUGAUGGAGGCAUCUGUGUUCUUGGGGACCUUCAAUGCUGCAGAAUUUUUUGGCCACCCUUCCCCAGAUCUGAUAAUGUCUCGGAGCUCUAUGGACAAUUCCUUCAACCUCAUGGCUUGGUUUUUGCUCUGACAUGCACUGUCAACUGUGGGACCUUUAUAUAGACAGGUGUGUGCCUUUCCAAAUCAUGUCCAAUUAAUUUAAUUUACCACAGGUGGACUCCAAUGAAGUUGUAGAAACUUCUCAAGGAUGAUCAAUGAAACAGGAUGCACCUGAGCUAAAUUUCGAGUCGCAUAGCAAAGGGUCUGAAUACUUAUGUAAAUAAGAUAUUUCUCUUUUAUUUAGAAUAAAUUAGCAAAACUUUCUAAAAACCACUUUUCGCUUUGUCGUCAUGGGGUAUUGUGUGUGGAUUGAUGAGAGAAAAAAAUAAUUUAAUCCAUUUUAGAAUAAGGUUAACGUAACAGUGUGUAAAAAGGAAGGGGUCUGAAUACUUUCCGACUGCUCUGUGCCUUCAAAGUAUUCAUACCCUUGACAACAUUUUGUUACAGCCUGUAUUCAAAAUUGAUUAAAUUGUUUUUUUCCCACCCAUUUACACACGAUACCCAAUAAUGACAAAGUGAAAACUUGUUUUUAGACAUUUCUGCAAAUUUGUUAAAUUAAAAUUCACACCCCUUUGCUAUGACACUCCAAAUUAAGCUCUGCGGGCAUCCACUUUUUUAAAAUCAUCCUUGAAAAGUCACUACAACUUGAUUGGAGUCCACCUGUGACCAAUUCAAUUGCUUGGACAUUAUUUAGAAAGAAACCCACCUGUCUAUACAGUGGGGAGAACAAGUAUUUGAUACACUGCCGAUUUUGCAGGUUUUCCUACUUACAAAGCAUGUAGAGGUCUGUAAUUUUUAUCAUAGGUACACUUCAACUGUGAGAGACGGAAUCUAAAACAAAAAUCCAGAAAAUCACAUUGUAUGAUUUUUAAGUAAUGAAUUUGCAUUUUAUUGCAUGACAUAAGUAUUUGAUACAUCAGAAAAGCAGAACUUAAUAUUUGGUACAGAAACCAUUGUUUGCAAUUACAGAGAUCAUACGUUUCCUGUAGGUCUUGACCAGGUUUGCACACACUGCAGCAGGGAUUUUGGCCCACUCCUCCAUACAGACCUUCUCCAGAUCCUUCAGGUUUCGGGGCUGUCGCUGGACAAUACGGACUUUCAGCUCCCUCCAAAGAUUUUCUAUUGGGUUCAGGUCUGGAGACUGGCUAGGCCACUCCAGGACCUUGAGAUGCUUCUUACGGUGCCACUCCUUAGUUGCCCUGGCUGUGUGUUUCGGGUCGUUGUCAUGCUGGAAGACCCAGCCACGACCCAUCUUCAAUGCUCUUACUGAGGGAAGGAGGUUGUUGGCCAAGAUCUCGCGAUACAUGGCCCCAUCCAUUCUCCCCUCAAUACGGUGCCGUCGUCCUGUCCCCUUUGCAGAAAAGCAUCCCCAAAGAAUGAUGUUUCCACCUCCAUUCUUCACGGUUGGGAUGGUGUUCUUGGGGUUGUACUCAUCCUUCUUCUUCCUCCAAACACGGCGAGUGGAGUUUAGACCAGAAAGCUCUAUUUUUGUCUCAUCAGACCACAUGACGUUCUCCCAUUCCUCCUCUGGAUCAUCCAGAUGGUCAUUGGCAAACUUCAGACGGGCCUGGACAUGCGCUGGCUUGAGCAGGGGGACCUUGCGUGUGCUGCAGGAUUUUAAUCCAUGACGGCAUAGUGUGUUACUAAUGGUUUUCUUUGAGACUGUGGUCCCAGCUCUCUUCAGGUCAUUGACCAGGUCCUGCCGUGUAGUUCUGGGCUGAUCCCUCACCUUCCUCAUGAUCAUUGAUGCCCCACGAGGUGAGAUCUUGCAUGGAGCCCCAGACCGAGGGUGAUUGACCGUCAUCUUGAACUUCUUCCAUUUUCUAAUAAUUGCGCCAACAGUUGUUGCCUUCUCACCAAGCUGCUUGCCUAUUGUCCUGUAGCCCAUCCCAGCCUUGUGCAGGUCUACAAUUUUAUCCCUGAUGUCCUUACACAGCUCUCUGGUCUUGGCCAUUGUGGAGAGGUUGGAGUCUGUUUGAUUGAGUGUGUGGACAGAUGUCUUUUAUACAGGUAACGAGUUCAAACAGGUGCAGUUAAUACAGGUAAUGAGUGAAGAACAGGAGGGCUUCUUAAAGAAAAACGAACAGGUCUGUGAGAGCCGGAAUUCUUACUGGUUGGUAGGUGAUCAAAUACUUAUGUCAUGCAAUAAAAUGCAAAUUAAUUACUUACAAAUCAUACAAUGUGAUUUUCUGGAUUUUUGUUUUAGAUUCCGUCUCUCACAGUUGAAGUGUACCUAUGAUAAAAAUUACAGACCUCUACAUGCUUUGUAAGUAGGAAAACCUGCAAAAUCGGCAGUGUAUCAAAUACUUGUUCUCCCCACUGUAUAAGGUCCCACAGUUGACAGUGCAUGUCAGAGCAGAAACUAUACCGUGAAGUCCAAGGAACUGUCCGUAGAUCUCCGAGAUAGAAUUGUGAUGAGGCAUAUCUGGGGAAGAGUAUAAAAUGAUUUCUAGAGUGUUGAAAGUUUCCAUGAGCACAUUGGUCUCCAUCAUUGGGAAAUGGAAAAAUAUGGAACCAACCAGACUCUGCCUAGAGCUGGCUGUCUGACCAAACUGAGCAACCGGGAAAGAAUGACCUUGGUCAGGGAGGUGACCAAGAACCCAAUGACCACUCUGACAGAACUACAGAGUUAUUUGGCUGAGAUUGGCGAACCUGCCAGAAGGACCACAGUCUCUACAGCACUUUGCUAAUCUGAGCUUUAUGAGAGAGGGGCUAGACUGAAGCCACUCCUGAGAAAACUGCACAUGAUAGCACACCUGAAAUUUGCAAGAAGGCACAUGAAAGACAGAGCAUUAGGCAAAAUAUUCUGUGGUCUGAUGAGACAAAUUUAAUUAUUUGGCCUAAAUUCAAAGCACUGUGUUUUGAGAACCAGGCACAGCUCAUUACCCAUCUAACACCAUCCCUACCGUGAAGCAUGGUGGUGGUGGCGGCAUAAUCAUGCUAUGGGGGAGAAGAUUUACAUUCCAACAGGAUAAUGACCCCAAGCAUACAGCCAAAGCAAUGCUGGAAUGGUUCAGAACAAGAAUGUGAAAGUCCUUGAGUGGUCCAGCCAAAGCCCAGACUUGAAUCCCAUUGAAAAUCUGUGGAAAGACUUGAAGAUUGCUGUUCACCGCCGCUCCCCAUCUAAUUUAACAGAGCUUGAAAAAAUCUGCAAGGAGGAAUGGGUGAGAAUCCAGAUGUGCAAAGCUGAUAGACAUACCAAAGACGACUCAGCUGUAAUAGCCACCCAAGGUCCUUCUACAAAGUAUUAACUUGUGGGUGUGAAUACUUACGUAAAUUACAUAUACAUUUGCAAUAAAUUUGCAAAAAUGUCUAAACAUGUUGUAGCUGGAUGAGAGAAAAAAAAUCAAUUUAAUCAAUUUUGAUUUCAGGCUUUAACACAACAAUGUGGAAUAAGUCAAGGGGUCUGAUUUAAUUUCUGAAGGCACUGUACAUAUUUCAAUAUUUGUUGCAUAUAAUACUUUACAGGUACUUUAUCACAUUGUCAUAUUGUUUUGUCAUGACCAAUGUCUUACUCCUCUCCUCCCCCCGGUCCAGGUCCCUUCUCCACGGUAGAGAUGUGCGAAUGGUUCCAGGCAGGAUACUUCUCAAUGACCCUGCUGGUAAAGAGGGGUUGUGAUGAGGGCUUCCAGCCCCUGGGUGACGUCAUCAAGAUGUGGGGGCGUGUGCCAUUCUCCCCUGGCCCGUCCCCCCCGCCCCUGCUGGUGAGACAGCCCCCACCACCUCGGGGGUCCUCUGUGAGUCAGCGAGCACACAUCUGUCUGGGUGUUUCUGUUUACUGGUGGAGUCUUAGUAUGUGGUUGUUUAGUGGUGUCUGUGGUUAGUUUGUCAGUUAAUCCAGGUACAGCAAAGGCACAUAGAUAAUUGACUGUGGUGAACAUAUUUUCUGUGAAUAAGUAGAGUACCACAGUGGCAUAGGCAAAAUCAUGUGUUUUACUGAAUAUAAUGUAUAUUGUCUCUUGUAGCUGUAUUGUGUAUCUAUCCAGAGCAGAUAAUCUGUAGUGUGCUUGGGUGUUGUCUGAAGCAGUCGUAUAGUCAGUAUGGUAACCCUGUAGGUGUUGUUCCCCAGAGCAAUAUGGAUCAGGAGCUGCUGAAGAAACAGUUAGAGCAGGCAGCCACUGCAGCUCUAUACCAGCAACUGCAGAUAAGGUUCCAGCACAUGAACAGGUAGGCGCGCACACACACACCACAACACACACACUGGAUGUAUAUGAGGGUAUUUGUGAGUGUACUAAUGCGUUUCUGUUUUCAGGAGUGGGGAUUCUAGCAUGAUACCCUCGAUGAACAGGUCAAUGUCAGUACCAGAUAAUGGGUCUAUGUGGGACAUGCGUACCUCAGCCUCCCAGCAGUCAGGUACUGAAAAGGAACCCACUGAGUCUUUCUCUGCUUCACAUACACCUUUAUAUAAGCACACUUUAUACAGGUGCGGUCAAAGAUAUUGGGACACGUUCUUCUAAAAUUAUUUGGAAUUUAAAACUUUUGCUGUUCGCACGUAUUUGUUUGAUUUACAACUGCACGGAACCACACAAAAAAUCACUACUGAAAUUAUGAUUUUACGCUUCAAAGUCAAAGUUGUUAAAUUGUUAAUUAAUUAAUUUGGUUAGAGGCGAAGUAAUUCUCAGCAAAUAUUAUUUAUCCUACUUGUGGUAAGUUGCCGGUGCCUACAGGGUAAAAAUAGCCAUUCAACCAGUUUUGAAAGAGAAAGUUCUGCUCCAUUGCAAUCCAUUGUAAAGUGCAAGGGUGCCAAUAUACACUGCUCAAAAAAAUAAAGGGAACACUAAAAUAACACACCCUAGAUCUGAAUGAAUGAAAUAAUCUUAUUAAAUACUUUUUUCUUUACAUAGUUGAAUGUGCUGACAACAAAAUCAUACAAAAAUUAUCAAUGGAUAUCAACCCAUUGAGGUCUGGAUUUGGAGUCACCUUCAAAAUUAAAGUGGAAAACCACACUACAGGCUGAUCCAACUUUGAUGUAAUGUCCUUAAAACAAGUCAAAAUGAGGCUCAGUAGUGUGUGUGGCCUCCACGUGCCUGUAUGGCCUCCCUACACUGCCUGGGCAUGCUCCUGAUGAGGUGGCGGAUGGUCUCCUGAGGGAUCUCCUCCCAGACCUGGACUAAAGCAUCCGCCAACUCCUGGACAGUCUGUGGUGCAACGUGGCGUUGGUGGAUGGAGCAAGACAUGAUGUCCCAGAUGUGCUCAAUUGGAUUCAGGUCUGGGGAACGGGCGGGCCAGUCCAUAGCAUCAAUGCCUUCCUCUUGCAGGAACUGCUGACACACUCCAGCCACAUGAGGUCUAGCAUUGUCUUGCAUUAGGAGGAACCCAGGGCCAACCGCACCAGCAUAUGGUCUCACAAGGGGUCUGAGGAUCUGUGGUCCUCUGUAGCUCAGCUGGUAGACCACGGCGCUUGUAACGUCAAGGUAGUGGGUUCGAUCCCCGGGACCACCCAUAUACAAAAAUGUAUGCACGCAUGACUGUAAGUCGCUUUGGAUAAAAGCGUCUGCUAAAUGGCUUAUUAUUAUUAUUAUUAUUAUUAUUAUUAUCUCAUCUCGGUACCUAAUGGCAGUCAGGCUACCUCUGGCGAGCACAUGGAGGGCUGUGCGGCCCCCCAAAGAAAUGCCAACCCACACCAUGACUGACCAACCGCCAAACCGGUCAUGCUGGAGGAUGUUGCAGGCAGCAGAACGUUCUCCACAGCGUCUCCAGACUCUGUCACGUGUGCUCAGUGUGAACCUGCUUUCAUCUGUGAAGAGCACAGGGCGCCAGUGGCGAAUUUGCCAAUCUUGGUGUUCUCUGGCAAAUGCCAAACGUCCUGCACGGUGUUGGGCUGUAAGCACAACCCCCACCUGUGGACGUCGGGCCCUCAUACCACCCUCAUGGAGUCUGUUUCUGACCGUUUGAGCAGACACAUGCACAUUUGUGGCCUGCUGGAGGUCAUUUUGCAGGGCUCUGGCAGUGCUCCUCCUUGCACAAAGGCGGAGGUAGCAGUCCUGCUGCUGGGUUGUUGCCCUCCUACGGCCUCCUCCACGUCUCCUGAUGUACUGGCCUGUCUCCUGGUAGCGCCUCCAUGCUCUGGACACUACGCUGACAGACACAGCAAACCUUCUUGCCACAGCUCGCAUUGAUGUGCCAUCCUGGAUGAGCUGCACUACCUGAGCCACUUGUGUGGGUUGUAGACUCUGUCUCAUGCUACCACUAGAGUGAAAGCACCGCCAGCAUUCAAAAGUGACCAAAACAUCAGCCAGGAAGCAUAGGAACUGAGAAGUGGUCUGUGGUCACCACCUGCAAAACCAGUCCUUUAUUGGGGGUGUCUUGCUAAUUGCCUAUAAUUUCCACCUGUUGUCUAUUCCAUUUGCACAACAGCAUGUGAAAUGUAUUGUCAAUCAGUGUUGCUUCCUAAGUGUUCCCUUUAUUUUUUGGAGCAUUGUAUUUGACCGUAUUUGUAUAAGCACACACUCUUGCAUAUCCUCCAACACUGAUACACCUCAGCUAUACAUCUUUUCAUUCACCCGGAUGUCCUUGUACACGUUGCCAUUGUAUGUCAGUAACGUGUUUGUGGCCUAUUCCAGGCGGUGAGGCCAACCUAUGGGACUUAACCAUGAGUCAUUCCACUCAGGGGCCAUCUCUGGAGCAGCUACAGAAGGUACUUGGUUUAGUUUUCUCUCCGUCUCCCCUCCUCUCUCUCUCUCUGACAAUCUCUCUCUCACUCUGUUCGUCUCUUGUACCUCAGCUCCAGGAACGGCGUGAGGUUGAGCUCAGGGCCAAGCGAGAGGAGGAGGAGAGGAAGCGGCGGGAGGAGAAGAGGAGGCAGCAAGAGGAGCAGAAGAGGCGUGAGGAGGAGGAGCUGUACAGGCGUAAGCAGCAGUGUCGGCAGCAGCAGGAGCUGAUCAUGAAGCUGCUGCAGCAGGCCCAGCCCGGGGGCCCAGGGUGUGUCUCUGGAUCGGGGUCUGGGUGGAGCGGCCCCCAGGCAUCAGUCCUCUCCAAGCAAGGCAAGAGCCUCAGCAUGCUGGAACUGGAGACCGAGAGGCUGCUCAAACAGCAGGCACAGCACCAGAAGGCCCAGCAGCAGAGAGACCGGGUGAGGAGACACACACACCCCAAAACCUUCACACGGGCUGUCCCGUCUAUUCUGUUUUAAACAGGAAGGUUUUGAAAGGUAUAGUAGUUACCUGAGAAGAGAUCUGUGUUCUGAGGAUAUUUAUUACAAUGCCCAUAAGUGUAACCAGCAGGGCCUAAAAUUAACACCUGCCAAAUGUGGGUAGAUUUUGGCAUUGGCAUGUAAGGUCUAUUUCACCAGCCAUGUUGGCAGGUGGUCAGGGCUCCACAAUGCAAAUAUUUCCCUCACAUUUGGGAAUAAAAAUUCAAGUAGAAGUUAGGUAUGAGGACAUUUAUAGAAAAAUAAAUGCUGCAUUAGCUGUUUUCAAUGUGUUUGUCAUUUUGUUUCAUAGCUGGUAGCUAAUCACAGCUGCUUAAACACUGCUUAAAGAUUCAUUUUUAGAAACUCUGCACAAAGGCAUACGUUGGUCUAAUUCAAUGGUUCCCAACCUUUUUUGGUUACUGUACCACCAACUGAAUUUUGCUCUGCCCGGAAUACCCCUGAAGUACAUUUGUGCAUUUUACCAGUAACCCUAUAGACUCAUGAGUCUUUUCAAGUACCCAAUGUGGAUAGGCCAAGUACCCCCAGGGGUCCUAGUACCCCUGGUUGGGAACCACUGGUCUAAUUGACUGAAGUCUACUAAAGUGAGCUUGGUGGGUUGGUGUAAUUAUGGCAAAAAAUAUUUUGGCUGGUGGACCAAAAAGUUAGUUUCAGGCACUGGUAACCAGUAGUGUAACACAUGUCCCUAUGUUCUCUCGCCGUCUUCCCCCAGCAUGGAGGCCUGUCUAUGGGUCAAUGGGGUGAGGGGUCUGUGGGCAUGUGGUCUGGUGGGGGCAUGGAGCCCAAAGGCAGCUCUGGAGGGAUGGGUGUCUGGGAGGAGGCUGUGAAGAACCAGAACAGCCUCCGCAACAUGGGCAUGAAGAACAGCCGCAGCAGCCCCUCUCUUAGGUACACCUCACUGUGUUUGUGUGUGUGUUUGCCUCUGUUUAACGGCAUGUGUUAACGUUUUGUGUGUAUGUAAACUGUUUCAAGGCCUGUGUGUGUGAGUUUUUUUCUGUGUCCCCCUGCAGCGAGCAGUACAUGUUGAGGAAGAAGCGUACAGAGGAGGAGGACAAACUGCUGAAGCUGCUGCAGGGCAUGAAGCCCCAGGACGGCUUCACCACCUGGUGUGAACAGAUGCUGCACGCGCUCAACACCUCCGCUAACAACUCCCCCUCCUCCUCCCUGGAUGGUAACUAAUGCACCUCCUCCUUCACUAUAUCACUGUGACCGGCCCUAUGAAUAUACUGAAAUAUGUCAUCACUCACCUUCACACCAGGGUUUCCGUUAGACGGUAAUAGCCAGCUUUUGACCCCCCCCCCCACACACAUUUUAUCUUACGGCCUUAUUCUAAAAUGGUAAAAAUAAAUAAAAAAUCCUCAUCAAUCUACACACACCACCCCAUAAUGACAAAGCAAAAACAGGUUUUUUGAAAUGUUUGCAAGUGUAUUAAAAACAGAAAUACCUUAUUUACCUACGUAUUCAGACCCUUUGCUAUGAGACUAGAAAUUGAGCUCCAGUGCAUCCUGUUUCCAUUGAUCAUCCUUGAGAAGUUUCUACAACUUGAUUUGAGUCCACCUGUGGUAAAUUCUAUUGAUUGGACAUGAUUUGGAAAGGCACACACCUGUCUACAUAAGGUCCCACAGUUGACAGUGCAUGUCAGAGCAAAAACCAAGCCAUGAGGUCGAAAGAAUUGUCCGUAGAGCUCCGAGACAGGAUUGUGUCGAGGAACAGAUCUGGGGAAGGGUAGCAAAACAUUUCUGCAGCAUUGAAGGUCCCCAAGAACACAGUGGCCUUCAUCAUACUUAAAUGGAAGAAGUUUAGAACCACCAAGACAAUUCCUAGAGCUGGCCGCCCGGCCAAACUGAGCAGUCGGGAGAGAAGGGCCUUGGUCAGGGAGGUGACCAAGAACCCGAUGGUCACUCUGACAGAGCUCCAGAGUUCCUCUGUGGAGAUGGGAGAACCUUCCAGAAGGACAACCAUCUCUGCAGCACUCCACCAAUCAGGCCUUUAUGGUAGAGUGGCCAGACGGAAGCCACUCCUCAGUAAAAGGUACAUGACAGCCUGCUUGGAGUUUGACAAAAGGCCCCUAAAGGAAUCUCAGACCAUGAGAAUCAAGAUUCUCUGGUCUGUUGAAACCAAUAUUGAACUCUUUGGCCUGAAUGCUAAGCAUCACGUCUGGAGGAAGCCUUGCACCAUCCCUACGGUGAAGCAUGGUGGUGGCAGCAUCAUGCUGUGGGGAUGUUUUUCAGCGGCUGGGACUGGGAGUCUAGUCAGGAUCGAGGGAAAGAUUAACGGAGGAAGAACAGAGAUCCCUGAUGAAAACCUGCUCCAGAGCACUCAGGACCGCCGACUGGGGCAAAGGUUCACCUUCCAACAGGACAACGACCCUAAGCACACAGCCAAGACAAUGCAGGAGUGGCUUCGGGACAAGUCUCUGAAUGUCCUCGAGUGGCCCAGCCAGAGUCCGGACUUGAACCCGAUCAAACUUCUCUGGGAGACCUGAAAAUAGCUGUGAAGCAACGCUCCCCAUCCAACCUGACAGAGCUUGAGAGGAUCUGCAGAGAAGAAUGGGAGAAACUCCCCCAAAUACAGGUGUGCCAUGCUUGUAGCGUCAUACCCAAGAAGACUCGAGGCUGUAAUCGCUGCCAAAGGUGCUUCAACAAAGUACUGAGUAAAGGGUCUGAAUACUUAUUUAAAUAUAUUAUUUCAGUUUUAUUUUAAAUACAUUUUUAAACAUUUCUAAACCAGUUUUUGCUUUGUCAUGGGGUAAAACAUUUUUUUUAAAGAAACGUAUGCAUUCACUAACUGUAAGUCGCUCUGGAUAAGAGCGUCUGCUAAAUGACUAAAAUGUAAAAAAUGGAGGCCUAGACUGAAAGUCAAUUUAUGCUUGAUCUGAAUAUGUGGUCGGAGCCUCCAUAUGGAGGGUGUUACGCAAUUGCGGAGCAUCCAGAGCCAUGCAGAGGCCAAAUCGAGGUCUGUACUGCGUCGCAAAUUUUGUAACAAUGCCUGGGGCUCUGUAUUACUCUGCAUUUACAUGAUUGGUUGACGGUAGGUGGGGGCGGUAUGUCCUGUAGAAAGAAAACACAAACUCACUUGACAACAGCUCUGCACUGCUCCACAAAGCGCAAGAAGUAUCUUGUUUCGCUCUCGGAGUGUUCAGAGCGCAAACUUGACGCACUGGCCGAUGAAUAGGGUUGAUCCGAGCGUUCUGACAUCACAACUGCAGUCAAGCACCCAAGCAAACAUUGGCUAGCUACUUCCAGACACAAAAUUGGGAUUAUGGUUCAUUGUUUACCUCUGGAUAACAUUAAAACAGCCUAACCAGCACCCCACUGACCAUUUUACUCGCCCUAGCAGAGCUGGUUAGGCUGUUUUCAUGUUAUCCAGAGCGUUGGUGACUGUAACUGCUGCUGGCAACAAUUUUAAUUACGCUUUUUUGCCGACGUUUACUGACACCGGCCAUAUUCAACGGUUGCUGUGCGUUAGUUAUUCUGUGCUCUGGCAUACUCAGACUGAAUUUACGAAUGCACCCGCAAUGGUUACUUGCAUGGUGGAGUCUUUUUGUUAAGACCUGUAGCAAGCUAGCUUGGUAAACAAUGAACCUAGCUAGGUAAACAGCGUGUCAAAUCAUACACGUAACGUUAGCUAGCUAUGUUAAACAAUGAACCAUAAUCCCAACUCAUGACUUUACUACCCUGCAUGAAUCUGCAGGUAGCUAUCCAACCAGGUUCAAUGUUAUUAAGCAAAUGGCUCUGAGAUACGAAUAAUAAGAGCAUACCCAUAACGUUAGCAAGCGAGCCAGCCAGCUAACGUUAGCUAGCUAACAGUACACUUGAAAUGAAACCACUUUCUGUCACAAUGUGUAAUAUCUGAAAAUGUAGCUAGCUAGACUAUCUUACCCGUAUACAUCAUGCAUGAUGGACGCGUCUCACUGUCAUGGAUGCCAUGGUUGCCCAUAGUUUGAUGUAAUCCGGAGACAGGUGUUUUCUCCAUCUCGUUAGCUAUAAUUCCACUGAUUUCAAAACUUGAUCCUCCAGAAAGUGGAGAGCAACACUUAUGCAGCUCCAAUACAUUAUACUUUUUAUUUUUAAGCCGCGUUAGACCGGAUUACCUACACAUACUGACCAGCACAAAUAGACAGUAGCGUGCUAUAUGGCAGACCAAUCAAAACUCCCCUCUCGGUAUGUCCAGCCCACUCAUUAUCUCAGCCAAUCAUGGCUAGUGGGAAGGUUGCUGUCUUUUUCUGUGGCUUAACCAACUAGACUCGUAAUUUCACAAUUUGAAUCGUAUUUACAGAUGGUAUACAAGUUUAAGGCACAUGAAAGUUCACAUGUUCCAGAAGGCAUUUCUGCAAAAAAAUAAGCGUUUUUUUUUUUACGUUUCUGUUCAAAUGGCUCUCCUGUGAUGUAGUGACCCGCGACAUAUGCCUAGUUUCCUGAAACGAGUCACAAAUGAGCCCAUUUGGGGAUCUGCUAGCAUUUCUGAUUGUCUUAACGCACCACCACUAAAUGACUUGUGGAGCUUCUCAAAGUAAUGUUUUCUUCACCUCAAACAGCAAGCAAGCAGUCUGUUUUUACAGCCAUUGAUAAUUACAAUGGUUCCUCAAUGUAUUUGAAAAAUCUUUCCCUUUAACCACUCGGCGUGAAAGGAAAAAAUGUCAUGCUCUGAUCAAGUGGAAACGUCAUAAAAUCCUACCUGAUUACUUCUUAUCAGUGCUUGACUUGGACUGAAAUAGGUUCCGGUACUUAUUUUGGGUGCUGGUACUGUUUAUAUUUAGGUGCAGGAGCUCCACAAUACUUUUCAGCUAAUAUUCUAUAAGAGGAACAGGAGCUCAAGCAGUAGAACAUUUGAGGUGCCGGUACUCAGCUCCGGUGAGCUCCUGCCCAAGUCCGGCACUGCUUCUUAUCCCAUGCACAAAUAGCCUACAGCUGUGUCUGUCCCGAGCUCACUGGCACGGGGGAAACUCUGAGCGCCCAGAAUAUUUUACACAAUGUUGCAAGUUCGCUAGCCUAAGCUUCGGGCUGGAACCAAGUUAAUAAUUUAUACUUUUCAAGUUUGUUGCAGACUGGCCAUGUGUGAUAUAUAGGAUAUUUGUUUUAUAUCAGGAUUUUCUUUCUACCUGCAGGCUGCAAUGUUUUUAUUUGUUGGCUUUAUGUAGGCUUUUUUACAUAGUUGGCAAUAGAAGUUACUUUUUAGGUUUGUAUAAUUUUCAUUUAGAUUUGGAUAGAAUUAUGAUUAACCAUAUCACAAUGAUUUUGAGGUAUUACGACGUUAUUAUAAAUUCAAUAAAACUGUUUCACGAAAAUGUGCGUAUGUAAACCAUAAUUGGCAUGCAUGCAGAUCGGUAGAAAUUGAAAGAUAAAUUGGCAUUCCACAUGAGAAAGGUUGCAGACUUUUUUUUUCUUAUGGUUACAGUGGGGAGAACAAGUAUUUGAUACACUGCCGAUUUUGCAGGUUUUCCUACUUACAAAGCAUGUAGAGGUCUGUCAUUUUUAUCAUAGGUACACUUCAACUGUGAGAGACGGAAUCUAAAACAAUAAUCCAGAAAAUCACAUUGUAUGAUUUUUAAGUAAUUAAUUUGCAUUUUAUUGCAUGACAUAAGUAUUUGAUACAUCAGAAAAGCAGAACUUAAUAUUUGGUACAGAAACCUUUGUUUGCAAUUACAGAGAUCAUAUGUUUCCUGUAGGUCUUGGCCAGGUUUGCACACACUGCAGCAGGGAUUUUGGCCCACUCCUCCAUACAGACCUUCUCCAGAUCCUUCAGGUUUCGGGGCUGUCGCUGGGCAAUACGGACUUUCAGCUCCCUCCAAAGAUUUUCUAUUGGGUUCAGGUCUGGAGACUGGCUAGGCCACUCCAGGACCUUGAGAUGCUUCUUACGGAGCCACUCCUUAGUUGCCCUGGCUGUGUGUUUCGGGUCGUUGUCAUGCUGGAAGACCCAGCCACGAUCCAUCUUCAGUGCUCUUACUGAGGGAAGGAGGUUGUUGGCCAAGAUCUCGCGAUACAUGGCCCCAUCCAUCCUCCCCUCAAUAUGGUGCAGUCGUCCCGUCCUUUGCAGAAAAGCAUCCCCAAAGAAUGAUGUUUCCACCUCCAUGCUUCACGGUUGGGAUGGUGUUCUUGGCAUUGUACUCAUCCUUCUUCUUCGUCCAAACACGGCGAGUGGAGGUUAGACCAAAAAGCUCUAUUUAUGUCUCAUCAGACCACAUGACCUUCUCCCAUUCCUCCUCCAGAUGGUCAUUGGCAAACUUCAGAUGGGCCUUGACAUGCGCUGGCUUGAGCAGGGGGACCUUGCGUGCGCUGCAGGAUCUUAAUCCAUGACGGCGUAGUGUGUUACUAAUGGUUUUCUUUUAGACUGUGGUCCCAGCUCUCUUCAGGUCAUUGACCAGGUCCUGCCGUGUAGUUCUGGGCUGAUCCCUCACCUUCCUCAUGAUCAUUGAUGCCCCACGAGGUGAGAUCUUGCAUGGAGCCCCAGACCAAGGGUGAUUGACUGUCAUCUUGAACUUCUUCCAUUUUCUAAUAAUUGCGCCAACAGUUGUUGCCUUCUCACCAAGCUGCUUGCCUAUUGUCCUGUAGCCCAUCCCAGCCUUGUGCAGGUCUACAAUUUUAUCCCUGAUGUCCUUACACAGCUCUCUGGUCUUGGCCAUUGUGGAGAGGUCGGAGUCUGUUUGAUUGUGUGGACAGGUGUCUUUUAUACAGGUAACGAGUUCAAACAGGUGCAGUUAAUACAGGUAAUGAGUGGAGACCAGGAGGGCUUCUUAAAGAAAAACUAACAGGUCUGUGAGAGCUGGAAUUCUUACUGGUUGAUAGGUGAUAGAUUAAUUAUUAAUUACUAAUUAUUACACCCUGAAACUGUGUAUAAUGUGUUAGAAAUAUGUGAGUGUAGGACCAGUAAAGGCUAUGGCAUUGAGCCACUAUUUAGCAAUAUGAGUAAGAGUUAGGCCAGACAACAAAGACAACUGAGAAACUAAGAUAAAGAGGCCUCCCAAUUUAGGGAGGGGAGAAACUGUUAUGAAAACAUGGUGCAGAAUAUUGUGAGAACGGCAUUAACUGAGUAAUGCAGGGAGUAGGGUAUAUGUGUGUGUGUGUGUGUGUAUGUGUGUAUGUGUGUAUGCGUGUGUGUGUGUGUGUGUGUGUGUGUGUGUGUGUGUGUGUGAACUGAUGGUCAGUAGAGCAGUUUUUAGAGUGGAAAACUACAGCCCGCCUACAGAGGGGAGGGAUUUUUUUGUAUGACGUAUGAGUAUAAAAGAUGGACUCUGAAAUUGUGAUGGCAGAAUUCUCAAUGAAUAAAUAUCUCUGACUAUGCAGACCGGGACUCUGGCCGUUACUUAAAUCCCAAAAGACUUACAACCUUUUGGGAGACGCACAGAGACACUAAAAUAGUUUGUUAAAUAAUUCACAUAACAGUAGGUGAUCAAAUACUUAUGUCAUGCAAUAAAAUGCAAAUUAAUUACUUAAAAAUCAUACAAUGUGAUUUUCUGGAUUUUUGUUUUAGAUUCCGUCUCUCACAGUUGAAGUGUACCUAUGAUAAAAAUUACAGACCUCUACAUGCUUUGUAAGUAGGAAAACCUGCAAAAUCGUCUGUGUAUCAAAUACUUGUUCUCUCCACUAUAUCUAGUUAUCACAAACAUCUCCUUAGUUGCCAGACUCCCUGGCUCCAGCAUUUCCUCUCUCUCGCUCAACCUUUUCCCCUGGUAUUAAGUGUAAAUGUCUGUGGUCUUCCUGUGAGCAGUGACCACCAUCGUGGCCUAUCUGAAGGAGGUGGAGUCUCCCUACGAAGUCCAUGACUUUAUCCGCUCCUACCUGGGCGACACUGUGGAAGCCAAAGAGUUCGCCAAGCAGUUCCUGGAGCGCCGUGCCAAACAGAAAGCAAACCACCAGAGACAGCAACAGCAGGUCUGUGUUAUAUGUAUACUGAACAAAAAUUUUAACGCAACAUGAAACAAUUUCAUAUAAGGAAAUCAGUCAAUUUAAAUAAAUUAAUUAGGUCCUAAUAUAUGGAUUUCACGACUGGGAAUACAGAUAUGCAUCUGUUGGUCACAGGUACCUUUAAAAAAAAAAGGUAGGGGCGUGGAUCAGAAAACCAGUCAGUAUCUGGUGUGACCACCAUUUGCAUCAUGCAGCGCGAUACAUCUCCUUCGUAUAGAGUUGAUCAGGCUGUUGAUUGUGACCUGUGGAAUGUUGUCCCACUCCACUUCAAUGGCUGUGCAAAGUUGCUGGACAUUGGCGGGAACUGGAACACGCUGACGUACUCGUCGAUCCAGAGCAUCCCAAACAUGCUCAAUGGGUGACAUGUCUUGAGUAUGCAGGCCAUGAAAGAACUGGGAUAUUUUCAGCUUCCAGGAAUUGUGUACAGAUCCUUGCAAUAUGGGGCCGUGCAUUAUCAUUCUGAAACAUGAGGUAAUGGCGGCGAAUGAAUGGCAUGACAAUGGGCCUCAGAAUGUCGUCACGGUAUCUCUGUGCAUUGAAAUUGCCAUAGAUAAAAUGCAAUUGUGUUCGUUGUCCGAAGCUUAUGCCUGCCCAUACCAUAACCCCACCACCACCAUGGGGCACUCUGUUCACAACGUUGACAUAAGCAAACCGCUCACCCACGCAUACACCACGCUGUCUGGCAUCGGCCCGGUACAGUUGAAACCGGGAUUCAUCCGUGAAGAGCACUCUUCACCAGUGGCCAUUGAAGGUGAGAAUUUGCCCACUGAAGUUGAUUUACAACGCCGUACUGCAGUCAGAUCAAGACCCUGGUGAGGACGACGAGCCCGCAGAUGAGCUUCCCUGAGACUGCUUCUGACAGUUUGUACAGAACUUCUUUGGUUGUGCAAACCCACAGUUUCAUCAGCUGUCUGGGUGGAGAAGCCGGAUGUGGAGGUCCUGGGCUGGCUUGGUUACACGUGGUCUGCGGUUGUGAGGCCUGUUGGACGUACUGACAAAUUCUCUAAAACGACGUUUAAGAAGGCUUAUGGUAUAGAAAUUAACAUUCAAUUCUCUGGCAACAGCUCUGGUGGACAUUCCUGCAGUCAGCAUGCCAAUUGCACGCUCCCUCAAUGUGAGAUCUGUGGCUUUGUGUGACACAACUGCACAUGUAAGAGUGGCCUUUUAUUGUCCCCAGCACAAGGUUCACCUGUGUAAUGAUCAUGCUGUUUAAUCAGCUUCUUGAUAUGCCGCACCUGUCAGGUGGGUGGAUUAUCUUGGCAAAGGAGAAAUGCUCACUAACAGGGAUGUAAACACAUUUUUGCACCAAAUUUGAGAGAAAUAAGCUUUGUGUAUGGAAUAUUUCUGGAAUCUUUUGUUUCAGCUCAUGAAACAUGGGAAACACUUGACAUGUUGCGUUUAUAUUUUUGUUCAGUAUAAUAAUAAAUAAAUAUACAUUCCGUUUCAGACACUUUUAUCCAAUGCGGCUUAGUUAUGUGUGCAUACAUUUUACGUAUGAGUGGUCCCCGGAAUCAAACCCACUACCCUGGCAUUACACGCGCCAUGCUCUACCAACUGCGCUACAAAGGACAUUAGCGUAUUUUGUGUCGAUCGUUGACCAAAAAAUGACAAAUCUAUUUUAAUCCCACUUUGUAACAAUAAAAUGUGAAAAAGUCCAACGGGGUGUAGACUUUCUAUAGACACUGUAGCUGUGUUUGCGGUGUGGCUGUAUAAGACAUUAUCAGUAACCAACAUCCCUCUCCCCCCCAGCUGUCAAAAGAAGUUGCAGGGCUGUCCGUGAACAACUUUCCUGUACAGGUAGGCUCCUCUUUAAGUCAUGACCAACAUUCUUGUUAUAUCAAUCUAUACUUUUCUAAUGUUAGAGCACUAAUUGGAAUUUGCAAAUACCCAAUACAUUGUCUGUCACCACGUUGUUCCCCUCUCUCCUCACCUCUCUCUUUUCUGUAGUCCAUGUUCCAGGCAGCCCAGAUGGGGACAGGAGGAAUGUAUGAUAGCCAGGCUGCAAAGAUGAAGAAGAAACAGACCAUGAUGCUUCACUCCGACCCCAGCAUCUUAGGUAUGCAGACACUCAGUCAAUAAUACGUGAAGUAUAUUUAUUUAAUAUCUUGAAGCACAGUGAAAAGUAAACUAAAUGGAGUGAAGUAUUGAGUGGUUGAUGUUUUCUAUAUACAGGUGUUAGGUUAUUAUCAAAGAGCAAUAACUCGAAGAAGCAGCACAGGCCAAGUUUAUUCAUCCCAUUGGGUCAUAUAGCUGCAAAGAAAAGAUAUGACGAUACAAGCGCAUAUAUUUGUAACCUCCUAGGCAGGGCCAACUCCUUACACAUCUAGACAGCCAAUACAUCUCUGUUGCUCGGCAGGAACUUAAUUGGUUCCUCUCACUGGUGUAGUCAUGGUCCUGCCUGAUGCUAGAACCUUUGCAGGCGUGGAAGUGUGUGUGUGAGAUAGGACUGUAGUAGCAGGGCCGUUGGGGUGGGCCCCUCUGGCCCCCCUCCGAGGUUUCUUCUCACUUCUUCUGUUGACUUGACCUUGAGCCGAAUUCCACGCUACUCAGUAGUUCUGCAGCUGGCCUGCCUUAUCAAAGACUAACUGUUGCGCUUCGCCUCCCUCUGUAACUUUCCAUACACAUUCCUUAUUCACCCUUCAUUGACACAGAACAUAAACAGUUAUCAUACAUCUAAUGUAAUCAAUAAGUUCUGAUAUAGUGACAGGAAUAAGUAUAUUUAAAGUUAGAACCCAACAUGGGAGAGUAACUACAGAAUACCGUAAACUUCCAAAUGUGAAAAGUAGUGGAAUCCAUGCUGGAUGUGGAUAGAAUUUAACCAUGGUGUUUCUCAUGCAGGAUAUUCAUUCCUGGGCGCAGGAGACAGGAUGAGCCUGGGAGAGAUGGAAACAGUGGAGGAUUAUUGAUCCACAGCAUCUACCUGAAUCCACCUGAGGCCUUACACCUGGCAUACGACACACACUGACCUACACACACACACACACACACACACACACACACACACGAAUGUGCACUGCUGAGCUACGUUGCCCCCUCUUAGAUGAGGACCUGGUAAAGUAGUGUUUUCUCCCUGGUCUCUCGGUGGG